Messenger RNA from Penaeus indicus, 1842 nucleotides. Its product is annotated as DET1 homolog. The record is from RefSeq and is a predicted model, not a curated record. The transcript has 9 exons. Gene Ontology annotation, molecular function: ubiquitin protein ligase binding; ubiquitin-like ligase-substrate adaptor activity. Gene Ontology annotation, cellular component: cullin-RING ubiquitin ligase complex; nucleus. Lineage: Eukaryota; Metazoa; Arthropoda; Malacostraca; Decapoda; Penaeidae. Gene Ontology annotation, biological process: positive regulation of proteasomal ubiquitin-dependent protein catabolic process; protein ubiquitination. The coding region runs from base 557 to 1819 and encodes 420 amino acids.
UCAAUUGCAAUUGAAGAAGAUAUUUCGAUGUGUCAGAAUAGCUUUAAUGGAAAGCAGCCACCACGGCCUGAGCACCUUCACUGCUCCAGCAGAACUCGUGAACAUCCUCCACUUAAAGCCAGGAAAGAUAAAGCUUGGACUGGUUCCUUAUUCAAGAGUAAAUGGCACAGACGGCUGAGGCAAGACAAAUUGGAUUUGUUGGCUGGCGGUCAAAAAGUAUCAUCACAUUGGUUAUUUUUGUCUGUGAAAAUCUUUUUCUCACCCUUGCAGUGGACAACUUUUCCAGGAAAAGUCUUGGGUCCGGUCAGCCAGCUGUGACACGUAAUGUUUGCCUAUGGCCAGUGAUAUGUGAUACAGUAUUUCCAUCAUAAUUUACAAAUAAAAUGAAUUAGUAUUACAAAUAGCAUAAUACCUGCUCUUGACCAUGACUUCCAUGCUUCAUGCUUCAGCAUAGGCCAACAAACCUCUUCCACAUAUAUCUUGGGUGAAUGCCAGAACCUUAACAGCUGUAGGCCUCCCACUCUUUUUGUGGAAUCAAUGAGAAUCAUCUGACACCAUGGAGUUUGACAACUCUGGGCCCGGGAUUCGGGUGCAGAAAAUUCCUGCACAGAAUCUGGUGGUUCGGCUCUUCCAUCGUGAAAUUCACCGAAAGCCUCGACAGCAUGAGCACAGCAACCGCUACUUCAACCAGAACAUCACACCAAAUUUUACAGUAACCAAUGUUCAGAAGCCUCCUUGUUUCUUGCGGAAAUUCAGCCCAGAUGGAAGGUUUCUUAUUGCAUUUUCAUCUGAUCAAACAAGCAUAGAGAUAUACAGGUACAUGGGACCAUCUGCUGCUGCUGAUCUUCUGCACUGGUGUGAGGGAACAAGUGUGUUGAAGGAGAAUGAGCAGAAGACAUUUGAAAUAAGAAGAAAUAUCUUUGAUCGCUUCUUCAAGCUCUCACAUACAGUCAGUGUGGCAACUAACUGUGAACAACUCAAUAGAGAGUGUAGUUUGUUCACAGAUAAUGGCAAGUAUGUGAUAGUUGGGUCUGCUUCAGUUGAUGAUGCAAGCAGUAUUGACCACUUCGACAUGUACAGGAAUAAUGAAUCUGUCACUCCAAACCCUCGGUAUCCCCUGGAAGAUUACACACUACACAUUGUUGACAUUGAAAUGGGAUGUCUGGUCAGUUCACGAACCUUCAAACAUGACAAGAUUUUUCUAUCUCACAACCAAGGUCUCUAUCUUUACCGUCAAACUUUGGCUGUUCUCUCUGUGCAGCACCAGACAAUCCAUAUAUUUCAGAUUACACCAGGAGGAAACUUUAUUGAUAUACGUACAAUAGGACGAGUCUGCUAUGAGGAUGAUGAUUACUACCUUUCAACUGUCUUGCCUGACCGGAUGCAAGCUACAUAUCAGCAUGGAAGAGAGAAACUUAUCAAUUCCUUAAAGCACAGGCUGCUGGUGUUCUUGUUUAGGAGAGCAGAAGCGAUCAGUAAGGAAGAAGGCAAUCCACGUGCCCUAAGGGAGUAUUACCAUUACUUCGACCACCUUUUCCUGCUGCGCAUGUGGAAGAUGCAGCUACUUGAUGAUGUCCAUUUGCUUAUCAAAUAUGCAUCAGAGGAAGUGGUGACAUUACGGACAGCAGAGCCCAAUGGACAACCUUUGUUUUUUGUGGUAUACAAUAUGAUUACAACGGAAGUACUUGCUGUAUAUGAAAAUACUUCCUCAGAACUAUUAGAUUUAUUUGAAAAAAUGACCGACUUCUUCAGAAAUGCAAGAUUAUCAUGUGAAACACAGUUCACUUGCUCUCCAUCGAACAACAACUGGGCCAGGUAAGCAUUUACCUGGAAGAUUCUGUU